Molecule: messenger RNA, 1654 nt
Organism: Delphinapterus leucas (beluga whale)
Lineage: Eukaryota; Metazoa; Chordata; Mammalia; Artiodactyla; Monodontidae
Gene: RILPL2
Product: Rab interacting lysosomal protein like 2
Biological process (GO): cilium assembly
Cellular component (GO): ciliary basal body; cytoplasm
Molecular function (GO): small GTPase binding; protein dimerization activity; dynein light intermediate chain binding
Source: RefSeq, a predicted model, not a curated record
UGAGUGCAGAAAGGGAAGAGUUGUGUGCUUUUUAGCCUCCUUCCCAGAAUGCGGUGGAAACUCCGCCCCUGUCUCCGGGAACACCCGGCUUCUGCGGUGGCUGUCACCAAGGGCGGAGCUGGGGUCUGGGCCCCUCCCCGUCUGCAACAGCUCUCGGGCUGGGAGCGAUCACUGUCACCCCUUAACCUCUCUGUUCCUCUUCGCGGCGGCCCUCCCUUUCCCUUGUCCUUUCGUGCCCCAACCACAUCCUGGAGCCCGCACUCCCGCACGGGCCUCCGCUGGGACGGUGCACCGGGAGUCCUGGCCUGAGAUCUGCCCUGCGUGGCCUCCUCCUACAGCCCCUCUCCGGGCCCACCCCUCGGCUGCGCUGAUUGGCUGCUCCUGCCCCGCCCUGAACAGGCAGGGUCCACUGACCCGCGGAAAGUUUUCCGUGCCGGGAGGAAGCUGGACGUUCGGAGACUCCGAGAAAGCAGCAGCUCCGGAGGCUGCAGGGGUCUGGGCGGCCAUGGAAGAGCCCCCUUUGCGAGAGGAGGAAGAGGAGGAGGGGGACGAGGCUGGGCCCGAGGGGGCCCUGGGCAAGAGCCCCUUCCAGCUGACCGCCGAGGAUGUAUAUGACAUCUCCUACGUGAUGGGCCGCGAGCUGAUGGCCCUGGGCAGCGACCCCCGGGUGACACAGCUGCAGUUCAAGAUCGUCCGCGUCCUGGAGAUGCUGGAGACGCUGGUGAAUGAGGGCAGCCUGACGAUGGAGGAGCUAAGAAUGGAGCGGGACAACCUCCGGAAGGAGGUGGAGGGGCUGCGGAGAGAGAGCUUGGCGGCCGGCAGGGAGGUGAACCUGGGACCAGAUAAAAUGGUGGUUGACCUGACAGAUCCCAACCGACCACGCUUUACUCUACAGGAGCUGAGAGACGUGCUUCAGGAGCGCAACAAACUCAAGUCGCAGCUGCUGGUGGUGCAGGAAGAGCUGCAGUGCUAUAAGAGGAAGCAUGGCUGCUGGCAAUCAGCAAGUGAGAGAGAAUAGCCUUCUUCCAACUUCUGUACAUCAAAUCCAGGGAAGUACUCUGGCCCUCUUUGGGUCACCUGACCUAAAUAUCUUAUUGAUCGAUAUCAAUCUAGGUCUUAUCACCAUCUGACUUACUAUAUAUUUUUAAAUUUUACUUAUUUAUUUGCUUCUUGACUGUUUCCUUUCCCAAUGGGAUAUAAAUUGCAUGAGAGAAGGUAUUUUAUCUAUUUUGUUAAUUGCUAUAUCUAUAUACAUUGGUACAAUUUGUAGCUUAAUAAUAUUUGCUGAACGAAUGAAUGAAUUCCAUUUAUUAUCUCGCUUAAUCCCUCAAUCCUAGGAAUUAGGUACUUUCAUUAUCCUUAUUUUACUAAUUAGGAAACCAAAGGUUAAGUUAGAGAAUUUAUACAUGGUUAUAUUUCUAGCAAUUGGAGAAGCUUAAAGUACCAGCCAAUGGAAUUAGCCAAGGGAAAGAAAGAAGAGGCGCCAACAGUGGAAAGGCGGAAGGAAGAUUCUAAUCAUCUGAGUCAGAAUGUCUAACUGUAGCAUUUCCAUGAUAAUAUUAUUAAUAUAAUAAUAAUUAUUAAGCACCUUCACUUUCAGAGCUGCACAGAUAAGAGAUCUGCAAUAAAACAACCCACUUAUUUGUCUCCUUUU